AUGAGACCAGGGAUCGGCCUCGAUAACAAUACAACAGAGCCACCACGCCCUCGCAAGCCGUCCAAUGCCGACUCGCACCCGCCCUCAUUAGUUGGUGAUCGCGACCGCCAUUGCAAUCCUGCUACUACUUUCUUCCUCUCACGAGAUCCUGAUGCCUCCGUCAAGCCGCACCACUCCGACCGGAGUGCUGGAGGGCCAUCGUCGACAUCGCCCUUGAGCAGUCUGCAGGAUACCAUCGAGGAAGCCGACCGCGAACGGCCUUCCAUCAAGCACACCACACCCCGACAAGCUGAGACCUCAAGCGUAACAAGGAGUGGGAGUCGACGCCGCUCAACCAUCAAGCCCGGGACGAACUGUGAACGCUUCCGACGAGGCUCUUCCAGCGCAAACCCCGAGAUCAACGCUAUCCCACCUCAAACCCUCCUCGAGAGAGCUGUCACUCCGUCGCCCUUACCUUCGCGAGACAUUUCUCUACCCGGCAGCCCGAAAUCCCUCGCCUCGCGGAAAUCGGAACAGACGAGAUCGUCUGCCAACUCCGACGAUGAGUUGUUGACUAAUGCGGAUGAGACGGGCAGUCAGGCAAUACUGUCCAGUGGUGACGAAGACGAAAAUGAGGCUAGAGCUGGGCGAGUCGGUGGUGUUGAAAUGUUGUCUUCAAUGGGAGGCGGAGUACAGGACAGCCAACCGGAACUUAUCAUGCCCAGUAUCAAGAUGCCGUCCAGGCGGCCUUUCACAGAAAGGGGGAAGAGAUUGGGAAGAUUUAAGAUUAUGGUUGCAGGUCGCAAAGGCGUGGGAAAGACAUCUCUCAUAAAAUCUAUCGUCCAGCUCUGCGAAGACAUUGUCCACGUCGAUCCGAUUAUGGCCGCGAGCUCGUCUCACGCUUCCCACCGGACCCCAACCAGUGUCUCAGAGGCAGUUAACGAGGUUUAUGCCUCGACAAAACCGUAUCCGGUAUGGUGGUCCACAAUCGAGGAGUCUCGCAUCCUGCGCCGGCGCAAAUCGAUGGGAGACUCCGUGCUUGAACGAAACAUCUGCUUUGUGGACACCGGUGAUUCCGCUAAGCUGGAGAGGCUCGUUCACUAUGCAGAGCAACAGCUCGUGAAUGCCAUGGUGAGUGUUGAUCAGCUCACGAGCGAGUUCUCAGGGUUGUUGAGCGGGCGGGGCGCGAGUCAGGUCGACGUGGUCUUGUAUUUGAUCUCGAAAGAUACCAUGCAAGACGACUGCGAAUGUAUUCGCCAGUUGUCUGAACUAUGCAACAUCAUUCCUCUGAUCGCAAAGUCGGAUCUCCUCACUCUUGAAGACCAGCAAUACAUCAAACAGAGUCUGGACCCCAGCAUGUCCAGCUUACCUCGACUCCCGAUAUCCAUACCCUCGACAGCGGAAUCAGUCGCAUUCACCCCAGAGCCCACCCAAGCCACAGCGACACCGCCAGCAACAGCACCCUUCACAGUAACCUCAACGAAUGGUCCCGACCUCGACACGAUGGACGCUUCCCUCCUCAUGUCCCCUGAAUACAUCCAACCGCUCCUGCCCUCCGAGCUCAGGUUGCUCGUAGAAUCAAUGUUUGAGCCUGAGACAGUCGCUUACUUACGCCACACCGCGGCGAGGAAAGUCGUGACUUGGCACCUGGCACAUCCACGACUGACCUCCGUGCCAUCGCCUUCUCUCCCGUCACAAUCGUAUAACGCCUCGAUGCGGAAUUCAACGCUCACCUCUCCACUGCAAACACCACUAAGCACUUCGAACUCUGGCGUGUUGAUCCCUGUGGGGUCAGAAGUCUCACUCAACACAUCGAACUCUUGGGCACUGGCCAAAGUCGCCGACCACACGCAACGGGAGGAAAGGCUGGCGCAGAUGCGGCUAAGCAAAUGGGCGAGUGAAUUACAGUUGAGCCUGCAAAGGGAAAGGGAGCGGUACGAGCGGUUGGCACGAGGCGAGAGAGCUGUCUGGCUGGUGGAAAGAAUGGGAGAAGAAGUCCGCGACGGCACGAUCGUGCCUCUGCAGCAGGGAGACAACGCGCAGGCCCUUGUGAGAAAGGGCGGCAAAAUCGGCAGGGCAUAUGGUGUCGAAGUGAUGCCCAGCUAUCAAAUGCAGGAUCCGCUGGGGCUGUUGAGAUGGCAGGACAGCAUGCGUGCACGGGGGUGGAUUGCACUGCAGAUUGUGGGCAGUUUCGGCGUUGUUGGUGGAAUAGCAUUCUGGUUGGCGAAGCAUUUCGGCGCGACUAGUAUUGUUAACGAAUGGUGGACGCAAGGCUGGCAUUACUUUGGUUGGCAUGAUUGA
Molecule: messenger RNA, 2280 nt
Organism: Fonsecaea multimorphosa CBS 102226
Lineage: Eukaryota; Fungi; Ascomycota; Eurotiomycetes; Chaetothyriales; Herpotrichiellaceae
Exons: 3
Coding region: 1-2280 (759 amino acids)
Biological process (GO): cytoskeleton-dependent cytokinesis
Cellular component (GO): septin ring; septin complex; cell division site
Molecular function (GO): GTP binding; molecular adaptor activity; GTPase activity
Source: RefSeq, a predicted model, not a curated record